UUCUUAUUAUACUGUUACCUUUCUCUUUUCCUUUACAAUGGUCAUUGAUGAUUCUUGUAGAAAACCUGGGGCUGUUCCCUUCAAGUGGGAGAUCCGACCUGGUGUUCCUAAAAUCCAACAACAGCACAAACAAAUGGUGCCACCUCCUAAGCUUGACCACCAACCACGUCAUUCAUCAUUGCCCUCACCGCAAAAGCUCAAACCCCCACCACCUGCCUUUCAAUUCCAUCCUCCAUCCGAGUUCCCUAGCCACUCGAUUCGGUCCACCCCGCGUGCCCAUUCUGAGCGAUGGAGGUUAGAUCAACCUGGGUGUUUCCCGACUCCGUUGCUGAUUAAACGCAAGGAAAGCAAGAGGAAGGAUCAUGUACCAAGACCCUCAUCCCAACAAGGUUGCUUUUUAGACCUUGAAACGCCUCCCCGGUGGUCAUUUACAAGCCGGAGGUCAUUUUCUCCGUUCACUGUCUCACCGGCUUCGUCAUCUUUCUCGUCCUAUAAGUCAUCGCCACGACCCGUGGUUCAUGCGGGCUUGGCCGGGUUUGGACUUUUUUAAAAGCCGUUUAGUGUAAAGCUAUUUGGCGGGAAUUAUUGUUGUGGGCUUCGAAGUUUGAAUGUUAUUUUGGUGGAGAUUUGCAAAACGACAUCGUUAUGGUCCGUGAUUAGCUCAUUUCGUGUCUAGUGACUUUUUCUUGUAA
Messenger RNA from Mangifera indica (mango), 692 nucleotides. RefSeq lists its product as uncharacterized. Lineage: Eukaryota; Viridiplantae; Streptophyta; Magnoliopsida; Sapindales; Anacardiaceae. The transcript has a single exon. The coding region runs from base 38 to 550 and encodes 170 amino acids. The record is from RefSeq and is a predicted model, not a curated record.